Saccoglossus kowalevskii is the source of this 1456-nucleotide messenger RNA. RefSeq lists its product as uncharacterized. The record is from RefSeq and is a predicted model, not a curated record. Lineage: Eukaryota; Metazoa; Hemichordata; Enteropneusta; Harrimaniidae.
UGUUGCCGAGCCACAUACCCAUCUUGAAGGACUUUUACAAGUCUGAUCAUUCUAUUAAUUUAUCGACCUGCUGCUUUGUCACGCAAGGUACGAACUAGCAGUGACAUAAAUGUGAAGAUUUUACGUCCAGUUCAGACCAACAAAGUAUGAAUUAACAUUUUCUGACACCGGGAAGAAAUAGACAUGGAUAUGACUUAUAUAUUUAGCGGAAGAAGGCAGACGAAAAAACCGUCCACGUUGAGAAAGAAACGCGAUGAACCUGUGCCAAAAUACAUCGACAAAGCUCGCGCUAUCGCGAUUGCCCGACAACUGAAGAUAACGCGAGUUGGCAAAGUGAGUCUGCGCAUAAAUAGCAAAAGUAGUCUGGAUUCUGAGCUGCCCCAAGUUCCGCUAUCCGAUACCAGAAUGACAACCAGAAAGGCCAUUCUAGAGAAAGAGAAAGGUUUAAAGACAGCGAUUUAUACGAAAGACAGUGCAGUAGGUAAAUGCAUACUAAAGACCAAUGACUACUCGGAACGACAGCUGAGGCGAUAUGUACAAUGUAUUGAUGACGAUAAAGACAAGACAGAUUAUAACAUGAAUCAACGAAAACGAGAGUUCAUCGCAAAGAAAUGGCAUUUCAAUCAUGAACCAAUUACGUCAGUUGAUGAUGAAAUAACCGAAAUAUAUCAAUCACACCCGGGAACUCCUAUUUUUGAAAACGAAGAUGAGAUUGGUCCUGUCAAUGUUUAUAAAUCUCCCUUUAAUUUCAUGUUACCAAGAAAAACUGCGUCCCAAGGCAGAAGGGGAAGCCGUCUUUCCGGAGUGUUUCUCACUCAAACUGGAUUACAGUCACCAGGAAACAAGGUAAUACCAAAUCUAAGUCAGUCGACAGAAGGCAGGACAUCGGCAACUGGAUCAGCAAUGGUAAAUACUCGCGAAAACUCUGCAUCUGUUUUCCAGUCGAGACCAUCCACUAUCGGCAAAGCAUUUGGAAGUGACACGGAGGACGAGCAUGAGCAGAAACGCGUCACAAAACAAGUGUCAAUUUUGGAAGUGAAAGCUGACCCCCUAACUCGUAGAAAAGGACGACGUUGUAUCUCCGUAGUUGGGUUAAUUCCAAAACGUACUACGACGCCAACAAAGGGGAGAUACGGUACUAAGGCACGGUCUAUAACUCCCGUCAUCAAAGAGGAAGAGCCACUUGAUCAAGUCAAUGACGAAAGAUUCACGGCUCUAACUGGUUUAUUGGUACCCGAUUCCAACCAUGAAGCCAAACUAAUUGCCACCCAAUACGCGGCACGAUUCGCAUACAAACCAAAGUUUUCUCACAGAAGACCAAAAGACAGCGAUCAAAUAAACACCGAGGAAAACUCGAAGAAAUUUGACGAUUUUCUCAAUAAAAAGACACUUGCACGAAGACGAAAGACAUCAAAUAAAAGUGAAGACUGUUGAGUUCUAACGCCAAAUACAAUCA